This is a messenger RNA of Cladophialophora yegresii CBS 114405, 3747 nucleotides long. RefSeq lists its product as uncharacterized. The transcript is spliced from 2 exons. Bases 1 to 3747 code for a protein of 1248 amino acids. The record is from RefSeq and is a predicted model, not a curated record. NCBI's taxonomy places the organism in Eukaryota, Fungi, Ascomycota, Eurotiomycetes, Chaetothyriales, Herpotrichiellaceae.
AUGUCUCUCCUUUUAGCUCCGUAUACCAAUGCCAUGCGGCUUGGCCAAGGGUUCAAUUCAUAUACCCAGCAAAUAUGCGUCGACGAUGCUGUGAUCGUGGACCCGAACAGGGCAGAGAAUAUCCUCACCAACGAUGGCACGACAAUGCGAAUCGUCGCCGAGACUUCCGGAAAGCCCAGUGCUUGGAACAGACUUAAGGAAGUUGUAGAUCCAGGUCCGACCAAAUCGACGGACUCGCUGGAGCCUAGUCCCGAUUCCACCCCAGCAGGCUUGAUUGAGGGAGUAGCAAAGCCCGAUGAUGUUUCAGCUGGACACAGUGAUACAGUAGCCGCCACAGAUCCUGAUGUCAAUGCCAGCCCAGACGCGGAUGCUCAUGGUGAUGCUCACGUCCAAAGUGAUACGACUGCUACGGCCCAUGAGGAUACCGCCGCAGACCAUGAUACCGAUGCUAAUGCCGAUGCUGCUGCAGCCGCGAAUGCUGACGACAAAAAUGGAGCUGAGGCAGCCACAGACGAGACCGCUCAUACAGCCGGCGCUAGCGACUCCAGCGACGUUGGGUCCGUCGUCAAGGUCAGCGAAGAAGAUACUCAUCCGGACCCUGCUCCGGAAACACCAGAGGCAGAUACAAGCCACACUGCUCCGAAGUCAGCGACGAGCGAACUUGUUGCGAAGUAUGAGACCCGCGCAGCUAAGACUUCGGCCACGACUACAUCUCCCAACAGCAAAACAGCUGGAACCAAACCUCGAUCUUCCUCUGUCGGUCACAAACAAAGCACUUCAAAAACAAGCGUAGAACCGAAGAAGGGAUCUGCUAAAUUCCAGGUCAAAGAAAUCCCAACGAGGGAGCGCAAAGAUGCAGCUCCUCCCACGCCCAAGCCUGCUCCAAAGAAACCACUUACAGAACUCGAGAUCGAGCAAGCUCGCCUUGAAAAACAGGAGCAGCUUGAGAUGAUGAGAGAAGAAAAGGCACGCAUGAAAGAGCAGCGUGAUUAUCAAAAGCAGCUUGAGCUUGAGGCUCGUCAAGACGAACGGCAACGUCAACAAGAUGAACGUGCAGAACAGGCACAGAUUCGCGCGGAAAAGAGGAAGUAUGACCAAGCUCGUCGAGAGGCAGCUCAGAAGGCCAUGUCCGAAGCUAUCGCGGCCAAGAAAGAUGCCUUGACGCUUGAAGAUCUCAAUAAGAUCAAAGCCCAGAACCAGUUUGCAGAUCGUUUCGACGGCAUCUUCAAUAGCGACAGAGCCUACCCAUUUGACCCUACUGCGCCAAGGGGUCCGAGCCAAACAGUCACCUACUCAAGUAGGUUCAUUGACAAACUGAGCGACGUGACUGAUGACAUGUGCAUCUCUGGGGCUUUGUCUGUCAAGAUGGCCAAGAUUGGAGGGUCUGGACGAGGCUCAUUCGUCGACUCGGACAAGUUCAAGCAAAGCGACCUGAACUUUUAUAUUUCCGUCAAGGUUAUCAACCAAACCAUCAACUUCAAAGACGCCCUGGUCUACAAUUCUAUGCGCUCUUGUGAGCCCGGUUCAGAUGAGUGGAAAAAGGUUUACGGCGACAGUUUCAUCUCCGGCUUCGUCGAGGGCGGCGAGUUCAAUGCCCUCGUUAGCAUGAAAGUUCACAACAAAGCCAAGCUACUGGACAUCAAGGCCGAAGCAAAGGUGGCACUCACGACUGGUCCUGUGGAUAUCACCGCAGAAGCCAACGUCGGCAUCGCGAGGACCAACCUGGAGAUGAACACUGAAACCACCAUCCAAGUGAGUUGGUGUGGCGGUGGGCAUAUCAAACACAUGGAGCAACCGUGGAAUAUCCAAAGUAUCAUGGAGGCUGCUGCACGCUUCCCGAGUCUCGUCGCCAACUGCCCGCAACGGACACACGCCAUACUGACCAAGUAUGAGAGCUUGAGAAGCUUUGUUUCACUUCGACCGGCAGCAUACUCGCCUAUCCAGUAUGAGAAUGCACAGAUCUACACGAAUGUGCUCAUGGAUGCAUUCAUGUCCUACAAGUCAUUGUACAAGAAACUUGGCGACCAGGCCACCGGUUUUCAAAACAAGACAUUGGAGUUCGAACCUUGGCCAAGUAGCGACGGCACAGACGGCAGUCGUCCAGCGAGCAGCUCGACUCCUGCCAGCUCCACGGCCCACACAGCAAUCGGGCAAGCGAUCGCAUCCGGUGAUGCACGAGCUUUGGCCGCUGCCAAGAGCUAUGCAGCUGCUCUCGCUGCCGCAGUGGACACCACUCCGUUCCAGGCGUCUCUGCAAGGUCUCAGUGAUGCUCGCAAGUUCAUCCGCCGCCAGAUGGUAUACAUUGUCAACGAGAUUGACCUAAUCGAGAAAGACCCCAAAGUCGCCACAGACGAAGAGCAUGAAGAACCGUUCCAAUCCCCCACGCUCUUCGAGACCCGACUGCCCAACAUGAAAAUUCCAGAUAGGUUGAAGCCCAAAUCGGACCCGCUUACUGGCAAGAGAAUCAUGGCCAAAACACAAACCGAGCAAGAACUACUCGACGAACAAAAGGAGCAGGACCAGCUGCAGAAUGAAUCCCCGGCGUUAUACCAGAUGGAUCAAGACCUGUAUCCUGAUGAGACAGCUUCACUGGACGACGUUCGCAAGAAGGUCCCCAAGAUUGGCAAGCACCUGCAAGUAUCGACAGCUGCGCCCAAGACGGACAAGGGCGCUUUGUUCAAUAACCUGGAUUUCCUCCUCCCUGAAUGGCAAGUCGAAUCCAUUUCCAUCGGCAUCACGAAACGUGGCUGUGUUGGCGCCGUCGAAGUCGUCUACGAGAAUGGCCUCAUCCUCCGGAAAGGACUGGCAGCGGAGAAUCUCGUCCGGAAGACUCUCGGCAACUUUCAAGCGGGCGAACGUAUCUUUGCUGUGGCCAUUGAACAUGGUGUGGCGACGGGAACUCAAGAUCCCAGAGUUCUCUCCGUGUGCAUGUACACCAACCGCGGCCGUCGGCUCCUCGGCCAAGCCGUGAAAAACGACAUCAUGCCUGGAGGCAAAGUUUCCAAGGAUAGCGUCGUAUACGAAAACAUCCACACGGUCUACCUUGACAAUGCUUUCAGUACAGGCACGCUCAAGGGCUUUUUCGGUAGGCUCGAUACGAACGAAACAAAUGGCGGUAUCCUACGACUAGGUCUCAUCUGGGGAGACUCUACCUCCACAAAACUAUCCAAUACCGUGGCCGAGCCCGCUCCGGUGUACGACACCGACACGAACACCAACAAUGCCACGAUCAACGCUUUCCGCGAGGAGCGGGACCAGGCCAGGCGAGAAACCGAACAGGCCAAAGCGCAAGCCAAGACGGAGAUCGAAAAGGCCAAGCAAGACGUGGACUCGCGGAUCAAUCAAGCCACCGAAAAGGCCAAACAGAUCAAGUUCGCCAACGGAGUGUCUACGGGCAGACAGUCGGUCUCGUUCAAGGGGGAUACCUUCAAGGUCAGCCCGAACGACAAGCCCUUCUUGGUGUUCGAGAAUGGCAACCAGUUCUGCUACCAGCGCGACGGCAACCUCGUGGUAUACGACGCCAACCAAAGAGUCCAGUGGGCGUUCGGUAAGUACGGCGAGGGUGCAGGCGAUCUGAUCUUCCAUGGAGGCAACGACGGGAACCUGGUGGCGUGGAAGAAUGGCGGCGCCACGUGGGCGACGGAAACCAAGAACGCCAGGAACGGGACACUGGUGCUGUCCAGUGAGAGGCCGUUCUUGGAAAUUUUCACAGAGGAUGGGCGGAGGCAGUGCCAUUAUCCUUCAUGA